Molecule: messenger RNA, 1941 nt
Organism: Cutaneotrichosporon cavernicola
Lineage: Eukaryota; Fungi; Basidiomycota; Tremellomycetes; Trichosporonales; Trichosporonaceae
Exons: 4
Coding region: 1-1941 (646 amino acids)
Source: RefSeq, a predicted model, not a curated record
AUGAAAAUCGACGAGCCGAGCGAUACCAUUGGGACUGAGGAUUCAAAUACCAUCGGGCCUAUGGCGACGGUCAAGGAGGACUCUCCCGAGACGUCCAACGAGCAGAGCGCCGAUGAGCCACUCAGUUUCUCGGAGGAAGAGGGAGUCAUCGACGCUCCACACGAGGUCGACUCUUCCGCCGUCACGGAACCCGACUCGAACGACACCACCGAGCCCAGUUCACCUUCCUCCUCUGGCUUGCCAAGUGUUGCCGUGGGAACUCGCCCCAGCAUCCCUACAGAUCCCGCUCAGGUGGAGGUCCAUCAGGGCAUGACCGAGGACACCCACAACGACGCACCUUCCUUGAGCGACAACAGACCUUCCCAGGUCGGAGGAUCCAACAUCGUUGGAGCAAUUGCCACCACUACUACGGUGACUGUUUCACAGCCGCAGCCCUCGACCCUCACCACAUCCUCUGCCAGUCCGUCCGUGCUUUCUCUACCCACUGGCCCCCCUACAGCUGCAGUACCGCCGGCCACAAACUCUGCUCCUCUGUCUGGCUUCGUUCGACCUCCUCCACACGCCCCAGCAGCCCCGUCUACACAGCUCGUGAUCGGAGCAGUGCCACCCGCCGGCGGCACAAUGAACCCAAUGGUUCGCAAAGCUAUGGACUCCCUUGCAUCUCGCAAUCCUUCAUCCUCAAGCACUCAGCCCAAGACAAUCCGGGAGACCAAGCACGAGCAGACCAAGGACGGCGCGCUCACUAUUAAGGCAGUGACGGAGAUCGAGACAACGGAAAUUCCCGCGCAGAAUAUUAUUGUGAAGAUUACCAAGCAGACUAUCACGACUCGCACCAUCGAGGUCAUUCCCAUACCUUCCCCUGAGGCCAAGGCUCCAACGCACAAGACCAUCGACUUCAGCCUCUACCCUCACAUCCUCCAGAGCAUCGCACGCUACGCCUCACCCGGACUCCUCCAUUCAUUGCGCGCAACUUGCAAGGAUGUCCAGAAUAUCGUGGACAGAGAGCUGUGUCGGCACAUUACCCCGUCCGAAGGAGAAAACCUCCGAGCUAAAAAUGCUCGAAUCUGGUUUGAACCCGACGACGAGCGUGUCAACAACGCGGUCUUUAUCGACCUCGGCGAGAUAUACGCCGAGCUCACAACAGCCGUUCUUACUGCCUUUCAAUCACAGCUUACCAACAUUCGGCUUAUCCGCGCUACCGAGGUCGUCACGUUCGGCACCAACCCGGCGAUUGUGGCCAUCGCCCAGGCCGUUCCCGAGGCAUGGAUUGUGACUCGGGUCUCUCUUAGCCGCAGAUUCAGAGAUCAUUGCCUGGACAUCGGACCAAGCUUCCGUUGCAGGUUCCACUGGGGAUGUCCGUGGACGGGAGCCGAGACCAUCCGUAACUGCGUCAUCCAACUUAGCUACCACACCGCCCACAAACGCAUGAGCGAGAGCAAGCUCCAGUUCCGCUUCGCUUCUCUGGACCCAACCAUGCCUCGCACUCACUACAUCAUCUUCAGUCACCAUGAGCAGGACCACGCACGCUUCGGCCUCUCCAAGAAGGUCAAGGUCCCGGAGUUCGCCAUGCCACCAGUCAAACCCCGCGUGCUGAACAGUCUCAUCCGCUGUGUCGUCCUUACUCAUGCAGCUCGCAUCGUCCUUGUUGACGCUGCCACCUGGAAGCCCGAUUGGCUCAGCCGCAAGUACAAGCACAGCACGACCCACGAGCUCCUCGUUGAAGACACUCCUCUUGAUGCUGACAUCCUCGAGCGGCUCAGGUGGUGGAUUCAAGCCAACGCUGUAGCCAAGUCUGCUGGCGACGAGUUUACCAAGAACCAGGCCAUCGAGAACAUCUCGUUUAUCACAAUUGCUGAGUUUAAGGAGCGUGUGCCAAGUGCCGAGAUGUUCCAGCUCAUCACCGACCCUCUGGACAAGAUCGGUGUGGAGAAUGACCCGUGA